Tuber aestivum (summer truffle) is the source of this 4127-nucleotide messenger RNA. The record is from the annotation of a GenBank genome assembly. NCBI's taxonomy places the organism in Eukaryota, Fungi, Ascomycota, Pezizomycetes, Pezizales, Tuberaceae.
AUGGGCAACGAUCCUGAGGGAAGUAGCUACACUGGGUCGGUGCCGUCCUCAACCGGCGAGGGGGAGAGCAUACGUGAGGUCGAAGAUGACAGCCCAGUUGAAGAGGUCGGGGCGAUGGGAGCGAUGGAAGAGAGUGGGUUACUUUCUCCGGAAAGACGCAGUGGAGGUCCCAAGGGGGCUGGAAGCAAGAGGUGGCAGGGGCAAUCCGACACCGUUGGGUUGGGGUUACGAGAGCGAGAGAGGAAGAACACGGAUAGAGGGGUGGUGGGCGGGAGUACAGAUACGAACGGUGAGCUUAGUUAUGAUGUUUUCAGUGGCUCUGACGAAGAGGAGAUCGGGGAUAACCCCAUUAAUAACUCACCGUAAGUUGACUUUUUCUGUCCGGCUUUUCACGUUCCGGUUCUUCGACUGCCGCUGCGUUGUGAUCCCUGUUUGUGGAUUCAACUCUAACUUGUUUCUGAUAUUCAGUUAUCCUGAAGUAAGAGCUUCGGUAUCGGCGAAAGACGACCCAGAUGUUUUGAUAAAUACUCCUAGAAUGUGGACAUUGGCCAUGUUCUUCUCGUUGGUUGGUUCUGCGACAAAUUUGUUCUUUUCCCUUAGGUAUCCCUCGGUGUCGAUUACUCCGGUGAUCGCUCUUCUUCUAGCGCAUCCGUUGGGAAAGCUCUGGGACCACGUUUUUCCUGAGGACAACACGACUGGAGUCGUUAAUCCGAAGAAGGGGAGAUGGGAGAGGUUAAAGGCGUGGCUCGGCCAAGGUCGGUGGAACCAAAAGGAGCAUAGUUGUGUCUAUAUCUCCAGCAAUGUCUCGUUUGGUUUCGCUUUCGCUACCGAUGUAAGUAUCUUGUGAAUAGUUUGUGCGUGAAGGAACUAAAGAUCCUUAGGUUAUUGUGGAACAAACACACUUCUACCAUCAAAACCCAGGAGUCACAUACCAGAUACUCCUCACUUUGUCCACGCAGAUUCUGGGCUAUACUUUUGCAGGCCUGACAAGACAGUGGCUUGUAUAUCCUAGCGCAAUGAUCUGGCCUGGAACCCUCAUGUCCACGGCCAUGUUUACAACUCUCCAUGGUGAAGAAAACGAGGUUGUGAAUGGAUGGAGGGUAUCACGGUUUAAGUUUUUCGUCCGUCUCCAUAUCAGAUGAUCUGAUUAUUUCAAUCUCAACUGACGAUGGCAUUCGUGAUUAGCUUAUCGUAUUCAUCGGAGGUUUCCUCUGGUACUUUUUGCCCGGCCUCCUGAUGCCGGCACUGAGCUAUUUCAACGUUGUCACUUGGUUUGCGCCAGACAAUGUUCCAGUCGCCAAUUUGGUAUUGUUUCCCUAUCCUCCCCCGCUCCGGAUGCUUAGAUGAGCACAUAAACAAAGCCUUUGUGACGGUAUGAACCCUAAUCUAAAACUUAUGCGUGCUCCAGUUUGGCGUAGCCUCAGGCUUGGGAAUGCUCCCUCUGACCUUCGAUUGGGCGCAAAUAUCCUAUGUCGGGUCGCCGCUGAUGACGCCUUUCUGGGCUGCAGUAAAUGUAGUCGCAGGUUUGGUCGUGGUCAUGUGGAUAGUGGCUCCAAUCUUAUGUUUGCACCCCCCUUCACCCCCACUUUUUCACCAUUUUUUCCCCCUCCAACACCCCCGCACGGGCAGCGGUUAAUGUAUGUAUGUGCCUUACCAACCGAAUUAUUCAGAUUAUGGGAACGCAUUUUACAGUUCCUAUAUGCCGAUUCUUUCCAGUGCCGUCUUUGAUAAUACCGGACGUCCGUACGAUGUAUCUCAAAUCCUUACGAAGGAUUUCCUGUUUGACGAGAGGGCUUACAAAAAUUAUAGUCGGGUCUUUAUGCCCAUCACGUGAUUUACCCUCCCUUUGCUAUCCCGAAAUUUUAUUCCAGAAGUGGAUGGCGUUAUCAGAUCAUCUGACUGUGAAGUUGCAGCUAUGUCCUUUCCUAUGGAUUACAAUUCGCAGCGUUAACCGCGCUUGUUACUCAUACCGCCUGUUGGCAUGGCAAGGACAUAUGGCGACAAUGGGGCCGUGCCCGGAAGGGGUUCUCGCGUGGGAAAGCCGGGGAAUCUGCCUUGCCAUCGGCAUCCGGCGCCGGGUACGUUCCCAUCUCAAACGGGAAUGCGGGCGGAAGCGGUGUGGGUAGCGCAAGAAGGAGGGGGGGGCAUGGCAGACGUCGCAGUACCCUCAGCGACAGAGAAUGGGACGAACUCGCCCAGCGCGAGGACGUACAUAUGCGGCUUAUGCGCCGGUAUCGAGAAGCUCCGGCGAGUUGGUAUUUGGCCACUUUUGUCGUAAUGAUUGCAGUAGGAGUAUUCGUUGUAGAAUAGUUCGCUCCACCCCAUUCCUUCACCCCCGUUUCCCAAAAUCUAACAAAAAAUCCCAGCUACCCCGUCCACCUCCCAUGGUACGGUCUCCUCCUUGCUCUCGGCGUCUGCGGCAUCUUCUUUGUCCCCAUUGGCAUAGUAAUGGCCAUAACAAACCAGCAAUCCAGCAUCUUCCUAAUUUGCCAGUUAAUCUGCGGAACCCUCUUCCCGGGGCGCCCGGUCGCGAACAUGGUCUUCGUGACGUACGGUUAUAUAACUUCCGUCCAGGGCCUAAAGUUCACAGCGGACCUGAAGCUAGGUCACUAUAUGAAGAUUCCCCCGCGCCUGCUUUUCUCGGUGCAGAUGGCUGCGACGUGUGUCUCGUCGUUCACUCAGAUUGGCGUGCUAAACUGGAUGUUUGCCUACAUCCCGGGCUUAUGCACGCCCCAGGCGAUGAACGGCUUUACCUGUCCCAUUGCUAGAGUGCAUUUCAACGGGAGUAUACUGUGGGGUGUAGUCGGACCCGGGCGCUUCUUUGGCAGGGAUGAGUUGUACAGGUCGCUCAUGUGGGCUUUCGUCGUGGGUGCUUUGGCCCCCAUCUUUUUGUUCACGGUGUAUAAAUAUGCUGGCAAGGGCGGGAAUUGUAGGAGGACAAAGGUGGCGUGGUUGAGGAAGGUUAGCUUGCCCGUUGUGUUUGGGAGUUUGAGCUGGAUCCCCCCUGCGGUUCGUUUCCCCCCUCUCCCCCUCCCAUCCUUUUGUGAUGAGGUGCUGACUGGGAUACGUACGGUGCUACAGACCGGGUUGAAUUUCUCGACUUGGGCUAUUGUUUGUUUCGCUUUUAAUCACUACCUCCUCCGACGGGCGCCCGCUUGGUGGGGGAAGUAUACUAUGACUUUAUCCGCUGCGCUAGACGCGAGUCUUGCCGUGGGCUUGGUGGUUGUGUUCUUUGGCUUUGUUUACCCCGGUUGGAUGAAGGGAUUUAGCUGGUGGGGGACUGAAGUAUACAAGCGCGGGUGCGACUGGAAGGCAUGCGCUUAUCUCCAGGUGCCCGAGGGGGAAGUAUUCGGACCCGGGAGGUGGUGAUUAUUUUCUUUUUUGCUGUCAGUUUUGUCUGUACACUACAUGCGCACUUCUCGAGGGGAGAAAGGGAAGAACAGGUGUUCACGGGAUGGAAAGUGUCGGUCGAGUUAGCCCUCGUUUGUUAGAGCAUAGAUUCCAUAGUGGCAUAACAUUUUGUAUCAUAAUAUUAUCAUAAAUUUAUAUUCCUUUCCUUCAUUUCUCGGUGCUCGCCCCACUUCUCCCCCUUCGCUAAUACUCUCCCGUACCCCGCAUCACCCUCAUAUAAACAUUCGACCCACCACCCCCAAUCCCCGUUCCCGGUCCAGCAUCCACAGGACUAACACUAUCAGCCUGCUCGUCAUUCGCAAUUCUACCCGAGAGCAUUUCAUGCCGCCCCCUCUCGAUGCCCCCCACGUCACAUGCUUGUCUUUCUACGGCGUGAAUUCCACUCACUAAGUCUUUGAUCUUUUUCCCAAUUGAUGUGCUAGGGUUGGUACCAGCUCACGAGGGUGAGAAGAGGCGGUGGAAGAUAUUUCGGGUAUUAUUAUAGGUUCUUGGGGUAUGAUGUUGGGUAAAGUGCUUGUAGUAGAAAUGAGUAUUAUGGAUUUGUUUGAUGUGGUAACUAUUCGGUAGAGAACAGGAGUGGGUUUUCCCGCACUCCACAAUCAGAUACUAGGCUCCGGGGAAAGCACAUCUUUAUCGGGAUUGCGGGCGGUUCUCAUCAUCGUGACAUCUGACAUCAUUGUCGGCCUUCUUGGCGGGUAUUCUACAGGUUGCGAGUG